This is a messenger RNA of Protopterus annectens (West African lungfish), 4172 nucleotides long. It is a transcript of the gene DHTKD1, whose product is annotated as dehydrogenase E1 and transketolase domain containing 1. NCBI's taxonomy places the organism in Eukaryota, Metazoa, Chordata, Ceratodontiformes, Protopteridae. Gene Ontology annotation, biological process: tricarboxylic acid cycle. The coding region runs from base 109 to 2889 and encodes 926 amino acids. The transcript has 17 exons. The record is from RefSeq and is a predicted model, not a curated record. Gene Ontology annotation, molecular function: thiamine pyrophosphate binding; oxoglutarate dehydrogenase (succinyl-transferring) activity.
CAAUGAAAAUUUGAAUUGGUGGCAUGGCCUCUUUUAGCACAAUGUGCGGAGUUUCGUGCAGUAGCGCUUAAAAUUUGUCUUGACUGAAUUUACUCUUUUAAACUAAAAAUGAACAGUAAAACAACUGUUUUGUGUUUGAAUGCAAUGGCAGCAGUGGCUCGGUCUAACAGCAGCUUAGGAUACAUUUUUAGACGCUGCUAUCGAUCAGAAAAAGGUGUUUAUGGAUAUAAGCCUGGCACUUUAAACAAGUUGGAGAAAGUAGAAGCUAUUUCUGCAACUCAGCAAGUGGAUCAUGGUCUUAUUCGGUUGGUAACAGCAUAUCGUGAGCAUGGGCACAAGCUAGCAAAGAUCAAUCCCUUAUGCUCUGGUGAAGAGGUGAGGGAUGUAGUUCCUGAAAUCCAGUCUAUAACCGAAGUGCUUCAUGGACCUUUUAACACUAAUGGGCUCUUGGAGUUUGGAAAGGAUGAAGCUUUCUUGGAGGAAGUCCUGGAGUACCUUAACCGUACAUACUGUGGGCACAUUUCAAUAGAAACUGGUAUUCUUCAGUCACAGGCAGAAAAGGGUUGGUUUGCACGGAGAUUUGAGCAACUUAAGCAAGAAACAUUUACCACAGAAGAGAGAAAACAGUUGGCUAAACUGAUGCUGGAAUCUCAGGAGUUUGAUCAUUUCUUGGCUGCAAAGUUUUCAACAGUAAAGCGAUAUGGUUGUGAGGGAGCAGAGAGCAUUAUGGGAUUUUUCCAUGAAUUAUUGCAGAUGCUUGUGUUCAGCGGAGCUUCAGAUGUAAUAAUUGGAAUACCUCACCGCGGACGACUUAACCUCCUUACAGGUCUCCUUCAUUUUCCACCUGAGUUGAUGUUCCGUAAGAUGACUGGCUUAAGUGAGUUUCCUGAAAACUCUCCUGCAAUUGGAGAUGUCCUAUCCCAUUUGACUGCAUCAGUUGAUCUUGACUUUGGAGCUAGUCACACGCUACAUGUUACUAUGUUACCUAACCCUUCCCAUUUGGAGGCUAUUAACCCAGUUACUGUUGGCAAAACCAGAGGAAGGCAGCAGUCUCGGAAAGAUGGGGACUAUUCACCACAUAGCUCUGCCAAGCCAGGAGAUAAAGUUGUGUGUUUACAGGUCCAUGGGGAUGCUUCUUUCUCAGGCCAAGGAAUUGUUUCAGAGACCUUUACCCUAGCUAACCUGCCACAUUACAGAGUUGGUGGAAGUAUUCAUCUGAUUGUAAACAACCAGCUGGGUUAUACUACUCCUGCUGAACGAGGGCGAUCAUCGCUAUACUGCAGCGAUAUUGGAAAAAUUAUCAACUGUGCCAUUAUCCAUGUCAAUGGAGAUGAACCUGAGGAUGUCUUACGAGCUGCUCGACUAGCUGUUGAGUAUCAGCGAGAAUUCCGCAAGGAUGUCAUUGUUGAUCUGCUAUGCUACAGACAGUGGGGCCACAAUGAAAUGGACGAGCCAUCGUUUACAAAUCCUGGAAUGUACAAAAUCAUUAGGUCACGGAAAAGUAUUCCCGACACAUACAGUGAACGAUUAAUAGCAGAGAGCCUCAUGGCAGAACAAGAGAUUUCUGAGAUAAAGACAGCAUAUUACUCUAAAUUAAAUCAGCACUUUGCAGACUCUCCAUUCUAUAUUCCUCCUCCAACGAAUUUACAGGUCCAUUGGAGUGAGAUGGCAGAGCCUUCAAGCAGGAUCACUUCCUGGAAUACUGGGCUGCCUAUUGAUUUGUUAAAGUUCAUUGGUGCAAAAUCGGUGGACACUCCUAAAGAGUUUAAUUUACAUAACCAUCUGCUUAAGACCCAUGUGCAGGCCAGACUCCAAAAGCUAGAAGAUGGCACAAAAUUAGACUGGUCUACAGCUGAAGCUCUUGCAUUUGGUUCACUGCUUUGUCAAGGAUUUAAUGUUCGAAUGAGUGGGCAGGAUGUUGGACGGGGAACUUUUAGUCAACGCCAUGCCAUGUUGGUGUGCCAAGAAACUAAUGACAUUUAUAUUCCUCUCAACCACAUUGUGCCUGAACAGAAGGGCUUUCUUGAGGUAUGCAAUAGCCCUCUCUCUGAAGAAGCUGUCCUUGGUUUUGAGUAUGGCAUGAGCAUUGAAAGUCCUAAUCUUCUGCCAAUUUGGGAAGCUCAGUUUGGUGACUUCUUUAAUGGAGCCCAGAUCAUAUUCGACACUUUCAUUUCUGCAGGUGAAGCUAAGUGGCUGUUGCAAAGUGGCAUAGUGAUACUUCUUCCUCAUGGCUAUGAUGGUGCUGGUCCUGAGCACUCAUCCUGUCGACUGGAGCGAUUUUUGCAGAUGUGUGACAGUAAAGAGGAGGGUGUUGACUGUGAUACAGUGAAUUUAUCUAUUGUUCAUCCAACCACUCCUGCACAAUAUUUUCACCUAUUGCGUCGACAGAUGGUUCGAAACUUCCGCAAACCACUGAUUGUAGCUUCCCCAAAAUUGUUGCUUCGAUUCCCAGCGGCUUCUUCAAGUUUACAAGAAAUGGGACCUGGAACGUCCUUCAGUCCUGUCAUUGGUGAUAAAACUGUGAAUCCAAAUGAUGUGAGCAGAUUGGUGAUUUGCUCUGGCAAGCAUUAUUAUGCAUUGGUUAAGCAGAGGGAGUCCGUAGAGAAUGGUCAAAACACUGCUAUCAUCAGAGUUGAAGAACUUUGCCCUUUCCCUCUGGCAGACUUACAGCAGGAGAUGAACAGAUACAAAAAUGCCAAAGAUUUUGUGUGGAGCCAGGAAGAACCACAGAACAUGGGGCCUUGGUUUUUUGUUGCACCCCGGUUUGAGAAGCAACUUGGUUGCAAGCUCAGGCUUGUGAGCCGCCCUCCUCUUCCUGCACCAGCAGUUGGUAUUGGAAUGUUACACCAGCAACAGCAACAAGACAUUCUUAACAGAACAUUCAGUUAAUCAAGAAAACCAUCAGUUGAACAGCCACUGAUCAAAAAAGCCUUUUGCUUGUUUUUAUUGUUUAUCUGAUUGGGUUCAGUAUGAAAUCCUGAUUCUCAUUCAGAUAAUGAGACAGCUGAGUGGGUAGCAAAUGCAGUAUUUCCAUUUUUAGAAGAUAACAUUCUGGCCAUUUGUUGAGAAAAAUGGACUUUAUGUAGCAACUUCUUGUUUUAAGUAUUUAACAGUUAAUUUCAGUAAUAUGUCUUUUUUUUAACAAACAACGUGAUUUUUAUAACUUGCAGUAUUUUAGAACCCAGCUAUCCAUUUCUAGCAAAUAUUAUUCAUUUUUAGGUUUACAAAAAGAAGUAUAGAAAGUAAUUAAUGUAUGGGAGUGAACAAAGUACUUUUAUAAUUCAGCUGAAAUAAUUGUUCUUUUUUCUCUUAAUUUUCAUUACAAUGAUGGUGUUCCCUCUUAAUUUUAUGUAUUAUCUCAUCAUCUUUUCACUGUCCAGCCCUGUUAUAUAGCAAACUUGUCUAGCACUUAUUCACUGUGCAUGUAGUCACUUGUAGAAUCUACCCUGCCCACUCCAUUAAGGCCUUUAUAGCUUCUGUCUGGUCUUCCAUAUUCAGGAUUUGGAGGUGACAAGAUCUAUUUUAAUAAUGGAGUUCCCAGCACUUCUUUUGGUUUAAGGUUUGUUUCAGUGUUUUCUCCCAAAGAUUUCUGUGAUGUAAAAUUAGGCAUACGUGAUGAUCAGUUAAAUUUCUUUAACUGUGAUGUCAGCCUCAGUAGAGGUCAUGCAUCAGACUUUCUUACUUUGGGGUGUAGGCCCUUUGGUAAUGUUUUCAUUUGUAUUACAUGCAGACAUCCUUAGUUUAACAGAGCAUCACUCAAACUGUUGAAGCAUACCACAUUAUAGACAGUAAGAGGUAGUGGAGUGCUUAAAAGAAAACCCCAGUGCCUUAUACCAUAUGUGUCCCUUUCCUCAGACAUGCAUCUUUUUUGAUAAAUGAAUGACUUCCAGGUAGCCAUUCCUCUCAGCAUGUCAAAAUAUUGUAAAUUGGGGUGCUUUGUAAGCCCAAUCACUUUGUUUGUAUCUACCUUUGCAUUUCUGGUUCGAAUAGUUUAAUGUCCAAUACAGCAGAUAUGUUAUUGCAGUAAUGUGUGUGCUUGUGACAAGUCAUUCAUUGCUGUACAGAUGCCAGAAUGGAAAGCACACUGUGUUAUUCCCUCUCUAAGCUGUAUGUUUAAUUGCUAUACCACUGUAAACCACUGCUAAUAAAUGAUGUUAGCUAAAGGAAAUGAU